Molecule: messenger RNA, 801 nt
Organism: Aureobasidium musti
Lineage: Eukaryota; Fungi; Ascomycota; Dothideomycetes; Dothideales; Saccotheciaceae
Source: the annotation of a GenBank genome assembly
AUGGAUGGUGUAUACGAUGCCACGCCUAGUUUCUACAAUUUCUCGACGUUGGUGGUUGCAGAAAGCACGAAUUGGACAGCGAGACUGACGACUUGCGAGUUGAGUUGGUGUGCAUGGAUGUUCGAGAAUGCCACUUCCAAAGGAACGGACCUCAAUCUCGGUACAGCUCAGCAAUUUCCUCUGCAACUUACAGAGACGUGGGAUAAAACCAACCAAACACUGAAUCUUGACGAUACACAGAUUGUAUGUACAGCAGGUGGAGAUUAUCCUGUUGCGUUGAACAACACCUUCACCAUCAGCCAAGGCAAAGAAUACUUUCUCAAGUACGCUGUGAGAUUGAUACUCAAAGCAGGAUACCAAGGAGCUGAUUUUUAUACUCAACUCACAUUGGCGACUUCAUCCUUGGAUUACACAGAUACGGCUGCUAUGUCGACUAAUCUGGCAGCCUUCGUGACCAAUGCUCUGCGAACUCAAGAUGGAAUGCAAGCUGCGGGUACGGCAUGGCAGUCAGUUACCUUUAUCCAUGUUCGUUGGGUGUGGUUAAUCUUGCCGGCUGCACUCGUCUUAGCAGCUGGAGUAUUGUUGUUUCUGACAAUCGUCCAGAGUAGACGAAAUGACACAGUACUCUGGAAGACCUCGCUAUUGGCAUUUCUCUUCUGCUCAACACACGCAUGGAAGACCAACACCAGCACCCGUGAAGACAAGAUCCGAUCAUUGAGAGCGAUGGAACUGGCAUCCAAGAACAUCGAAGCAAAGCUAGAAAGAGAUGAUCAAGGGCGAUAUCAACUUGUCCAACUUUGA